Molecule: messenger RNA, 2199 nt
Organism: Penicillium soppii
Lineage: Eukaryota; Fungi; Ascomycota; Eurotiomycetes; Eurotiales; Aspergillaceae
Product: transcription factor TFIIIC subunit TFC6
Exons: 2
Coding region: 1-2199 (732 amino acids)
Biological process (GO): transcription by RNA polymerase III
Cellular component (GO): transcription factor TFIIIC complex
Molecular function (GO): protein binding
Source: RefSeq, a predicted model, not a curated record
AUGCCUCCCGGCCGCAGGUCUGGACGCCACACAGGUCCCCGAGCGGUUUACGUUGACGAUCCAUUUCAAGCCGCUGGGAUCAGUGAUGAAGAUGACGCCAAAAAAGGAGCAAAUUCCCCAGAGGGGAAAGGGAAGCUUGCCAAAACAGAAGAUUUCUCCUCCGAUGAUGAAUUUGUCGCAGUCUCUGGAGAUGAGGUCGACGACCCAGUUGAAGAUGAAGAGGGGAGCGAAGAUCAAGCUCAAAAUGAAUUAGAAGAGGGAGUAUCAGAUCUGGAAGACGAUGCUUCUGUCAUCGACGAAAUGGAGAGCGACACCAUCAAGAGUCCCUCCAAGAAACAAAGUUCGGCCUUUCAGAUACGUGAGCCACAGUUUAAAAAGAGAGCAGCCGGUGGAAUUAUUGUGCCAUCUGCAGACGAGACGCACUCUCGUGGCAUCAUCGAUCCCAAAGAGCACUUGUCCAAAGACACUUACUACACUCUAACUUUCGGUUCGGACGAACGAGACCUGAUGUCAGCUGUCCACUCUCGGUUCCAAUGGAGCAAGGGCAUUGACUCAGCAUUCCCCACUCGAUCGGCCUUGGAAGGAGGGGACGAGGAAAAUCAUUCUCUGUAUGGGCCGACAUUUGGCGUCCAUCCGGACAGUGUUAAAGAAGAAAGCACUCGCGGAUGGGACUGGUACUAUGACGAGGACACCGGGGGAAGAUUCCGUAAGCGACAGCGUAUUGAGACUAUUGAAGAGUCCGUGGCACGACAGAAAUACAUGCCCCGGCCAGAUGAACGAAAACACCGCGUUCGUUUGGGGCCGCACAAUAACCAAGACCUUUUCGACCUGGGUUAUCAUGAGUCUUUUGACUUUGGAAAGGCCUGGGGUCAAGCAAGUUCAAAGAGCAAUUCAGAGAAAGUCCGAGAAGGUUGGAUUUUAAACAUUGGCCACAAAACCAAUUGCAUGGCUUGGGCUCCCAACCAAGAUGGUCUUUCUCAGUAUCUUGCCAUCGCUGCACCGCUCACCGAAGACCAGAAAAACGAACAUAGAUCAGAAGAUAGUGAGCCUUUCUCGGCAUUUCAUCCUUCUGAGUCUUUUUCAAAUGCUCUGCAGAUCUGGGAGUUCAAAGCCAGAAAGAGUCAAAGCGACAUCAAGACCCUUGAUAUGGAUUACAAACCGCGAUUGCGACAAGUAAUUUGUGCUGAUUGGGGAGAUUUGAGACGCAUGGCCUGGUGUACCAUGCCCCGUGCCAAGCGAGAGGAGGAUGACGAAGAAGUCCAAAAAUCCAUCGGCUUGCUUGCAACAAUCUGGAGUGAUGGGGGAGUGAGAGUUAUGGAUAUCAAGAUAGGUCGAGGGCCACAAAAGACAGAUUUCGUCAGGAUACAGUCGGCUGCAUUUGAAGCAAGACCACCAUCAACGGUUUCAACAUGUGUUACUUGGCUAUCUCCUAGUGAUCUUGCGGUGGGUUGCGGAAAUGGAUUUGUGGCGGUCUGGAACAUUGCAACUUCUUGUGCGACAGACCCUCUACCAUUACUCUAUCGGCCAGUCCACAGCACAUAUAUACUCUCCAUCACCUCCGCUUACCCGGCCCACCCUCAAACCAUUGCAACUGUAUCCAUGGACGGCGAGACUCGGAUGUGCUCGCUCAUCGAUCCUGAGAGUGAAAUUACCUCGACGGUCCGUAUGCGAGCGGCUGCCCCGUACAUCACAUGGUCCCCGGUUAUGCAGUGCUUUGUUGCUGGAGAUGAAAACGAGUUUGGUCGCAUGAUUCCAAUUCGAAGAUUCUUCACCACUACCAAUAUUGCGAGGUUGUCUAGCAAUCUCUCUGCCAUGGCACCUGCCAGUCCAUGGCACCCUUGUGCUAUCUUCGGCAGUGCGGGAGGCGAAGUCGCAGGAACAAACCCCUUUCGAAGAGUUCUUUACAACAAGGAGGCAAUUUGGCAGGAAACAUGGUUCACACAUGAAUGGAUACCCAGCUCAUCAUCAGAAUCUGUUGGUAUCAGUCGGUUCCAUGACGGGUUUCGGGCGGAGAAUCAGAAAUUGGCAAAAUACCAUACAACCGACACAAAGCCUCUCAGUGGGAUGGGCACUUCCACGACUUACGAAGAAGGUACCCAUGUCACAGCACUCGGGUGGAACCCCAACCGCUGCUGUGCAGGAUGGGCCAGUGCUGCGCUGGGGUGUGGGUUGGUGAGAGUGGAGGAUAUCGCUAUGUAA